This is a messenger RNA of Miscanthus lutarioriparius, 1701 nucleotides long. Lineage: Eukaryota; Viridiplantae; Streptophyta; Magnoliopsida; Poales; Poaceae. The record is from the annotation of a GenBank genome assembly.
AUGGCAUUCCUGCCAGGGGCGCCGCGCCGCCUCUGCAGCCUCUUCCUCUGCCUCUCGCUGUCCACGCUGCUGACGCGUGCCGCAACGCGUCGCCACGAGUGGGAGGUCAGCUACCAGUUCAAGUCCCCGGACUGCGUGCGGAAGCUCUCCGCCACCAUCAACGGGCAGACGCCCGGCCCGGCGAUCCACGCCACGCAGGGCGACACCGUCGAGGUGAAGGUGAGGAACUCGCUGCUGACAGAGAACCUGGCGAUCCACUGGCACGGCAUCCGGCAGAUCGGCACGCCGUGGGCGGACGGCACCGAGGGCGUCACGCAGUGCCCGAUCCUCCCCGGGGACACCUUCACCUACGCCUUCGUCGUCGACCGCCCGGGGACCUACAUGUACCACGCCCACUACGGGAUGCAGCGCUCCGCGGGGCUGUACGGCGUCAUCGUCGUCGCGGCGGCGCCCGGCGGCACGGAGCCGUUCGCCUACGACGACGAGCACGACGUGCUGCUCAACGACUGGUGGCACAACAGCACCUACGAGCUGGCCGCCGGGCUCGCGUCCGUGCCAAUGGUCUGGGUCGGGGAGCCGCACUCGCUCCUCAUCAACGGCCGCGGGAAGUUCAAUUGCUCGGCGGCGGUGCCGGGCACCUGCAACGCCACCAGCCCGGAGUGCGCCACGCCGGUGUUCGCCGUCGUGCCAGGGAAGACCUACAGGUUUCGCAUCGCCAGCGUCACGUCCUUGUCCGCUCUCAACUUUGAGAUCGAGGGCCACGAAAUGACGGUGGUGGAGGCCGACGGCCACUACGUGAAGCCGUUCGUGGUGAAGAACCUCAACAUCUACUCCGGCGAGACCUACUCCGUCCUCAUCAAGGCCGACCAAGACCCCAACCGCAACUACUGGCUCGCCUCCAACGUCGUCAGCCGCGAGCCUGCCACACCUACCGGCACCGCCAUUCUGAGCUACAACGGUGACCGCGCAUCGCCGGCGACAACCCCGCCCACGGGCCCGGCCUGGAACGACACCAUGUACCGGUUCCGGCAGAGCGUGGCGACGGUGGCGCACCCGGCGCACGUCGAGCCUCCGCCGCCUCGCGCUGACCGCACCAUCCUCCUGCUCAACACGCAGAACAAGAUCGACGGGCGCAUCAAGUGGGCUCUCAACGGCGUGUCCUUCACGCUGCCGCACACGCCGUACCUGGUGGCCAUGAAGCGGGGGCUCCUGGGCACCUUCGACCAGCGGCCGCCGCCGGAGACGUACGCGCACCAGGGGUACGACGUGUACUCUCCGCCGCCGAACCCGAACGCGACGGUCAGCGACGGCCUGUACCGGCUGCAGUUCGGCUCCGUCGUCGACGUGGUGCUGCAGAACGCCAACAUGCUGGCGCCGAACAAGAGCGAGACGCACCCGUGGCACCUGCAUGGGCACGACUUCUGGGUGCUGGGCUACGGCAUCGGCCGCUUCGACCCGACAGUGCACCCGGCGUCAUACAACCUUAAGGACCCGAUAUUGAAGAACACGGUGGCGGUGCAUCCAUAUGGCUGGACGGCGCUGCGGUUCAAGGCCGACAACCCUGGAGUGUGGGCGUUCCAUUGCCACAUCGAGGCCCAUUUCUUCAUGGGAAUGGGAGUCGUCUUCGAGGAAGGCAUUCACCGUGUCGCCAAUCUCCCGCCGGAGAUCAUGGGAUGUGGGGAAACCAAGGGUGGUCACUGA